Molecule: messenger RNA, 1173 nt
Organism: Quercus robur (English oak)
Lineage: Eukaryota; Viridiplantae; Streptophyta; Magnoliopsida; Fagales; Fagaceae
Exons: 2
Coding region: 1-1173 (390 amino acids)
Source: RefSeq, a predicted model, not a curated record
AUGGAUUUCCAUUAUGACAUUGAUUUUAUUUUUCCAAAUGAUGAGCCUCCAUUUGACUCAUCUUCUGAUGAUGAUGAGACGGAACUUACUCUAGCUAUUGCCAUAGAAGAAUUAAAGAAUGAAGGAGCAUCAACAUCACGUCGUCAUUCAGUUCAACCUCGCAGGUUUAUCUGGCGUAAUCCUUUGCAAGGUCAUGAUAGGCUUUUCCAUGAUUAUUUUGCUGAAACACCAGUGUAUCCUCCUAAUGUAUUUCGAAGGAGGUUUCGAAUGAGUCGUUCUCUUUUUCUACGUAUCCAUUCAAGAGUUGAAGCUACUGAACCAUACUUUGUUCAAAAAAGAAAUGCGGCUAACACACUCGGGUUGUCUUCCCUUCAAAAGAUGACCGCUGCAAUCAGAAUGCUUACUUAUGGAGUGUCGGCUGAUUUCAUGGAUGAAUACAUAAGGAUUGGAGAAACCACUACAAUAAAAAGCUUAAAAAAAUUUGUUAAAGCGGUAGUUUCAAUCUUUUCUGAAGAGUACUUGAGGUCACCAAACAACAAUGACAUUGCAAGGUUAUUAGCAGUUGGCCAACAUCGUGGAUUUCCAGGAAUGCUAGGGAGCAUCGACUGCAUGCAUUGGAAAUGGAAGAAUUGUCCAAAGCGGUCUUCUGUAUUUUCUGAGCUUGCUGAAGGGCGUGCUCCUCCAGUUAAUUACUCGAUAAAUGGUAAUAACUAUUCGAUGGGGUACUAUCUUGCAGAUGGUAUAUAUCCAUCAUGGGCAACAUUUGUCAAAACAAUUCCAGCACCACAAGACCGUAAAAGACAACAUUUUGCUUCUGCACAAGAGGCGGUCAGGAAGGAUGUCGAACGUGCAUUUGGAGUACUUCAAGCGCGAUUUGCAAUUGUGCGUGGGCCUGCACGUUUUUUCCAUCUUGAAACGCUUAAGGACAUUAUGAUAGCAUGUAUAAUAUUGCAUAAUAUGAUCGUUGAAAAUGAACGACAUACUUACCUUGGAGCAAAUGACUUUGAUUAUGAUCAAAUCAACGAUAAUGGACCCGAACCGGUGUCACAUAAUCCCACUUGUAACCUUAUGCAGUUCAUUGAACGUCAUAAUUCCAUUAGAGAUAGAGGAAUUCAUUCUCAACUUCAAGCAGAUCUCGUUGAGCAUCUAUGGCAACUACAAGGCCAGUCGUAG